This is a messenger RNA of Periophthalmus magnuspinnatus, 1668 nucleotides long. It is a transcript of the gene chic1, whose product is annotated as cysteine-rich hydrophobic domain 1. Lineage: Eukaryota; Metazoa; Chordata; Actinopteri; Gobiiformes; Gobiidae. The record is from RefSeq and is a predicted model, not a curated record. The transcript has 6 exons. Bases 3 to 527 code for a protein of 174 amino acids.
UCAUGAGCGUCUUACUGCCCAACAUGGCGGACUUUGAUACAAUUUAUGAGUUAGAAGACGAAGAGGAUGAGCACGUAGUGAGUGAAGAGCACUUGCCCAGAUACUGUCCGGAGCCUGUGGUCAUGCGAGGGGCCGGGCACAUCACUGUGUUUGGACUGAGCAACAGAUUUGACACAGAGUUUCCUUCUGUUCUCACAGGAAAGGUAGCUCCAGAGGAAUUUAAAACCAGCAUUGGCAGAGUGAAUGCAUGUUUGAAGAAAAACCUGCCUGUCAAUGUGAAGUGGCUGCUCUGCGGGUGCUUGUGUUGCUGCUGUACAGUUGGCUGCAGUCUUUGGCCUGUUAUUUGUCUCAAUAAGAGAACGAGACGAUCCAUUCAGAAAUUGUUAGAAUGGGAAAAUAACAGAUUAUAUCACAAGCUGGGGCUGCAUUGGAAACUCAGCAAAAGAAAAUGUGAAAGCAGUAAUAUGAUGGAAUAUGUAAUUCUUAUAGAAUUCUUACCCAAAUAUCCUAUAUUUCGACCAGACUGAGGAGGCUGAUGUGAAGUGGAUGUGGGGCCCUUGAAUUUUCUCCUUAGUGCCUUGUAUAUACAGUACAAAAUGUUGGAAUAAGGGUCUGCACCAGUGUCCCGGGAGGACUCUGUUAAUCUGUCUGUGUAUUAGACGCUGUCACUUUGCUUUAGAGCAGAAUUUGCACAUUUUUCAACAAACAUGUCCCUUGUUUCACUCCAAUAUUUUUGUUACAUGUCACUAAAGAGUCAACAUCAAAGUGCAUUUACCCCAAAGAACCAUCCUCUGCCCCCAUUUCAACUAUCAAUAAAUCCUUGGAACGAUAGUGACGCUCCCUCAAUCUAAUCCUAAAACAGCCUUACCUGAUGUGUCUUUUUGUUACUUUGUGUUGUGGAAAAGAGGCAGCAUUGUUGCAAGUAGAAGAGAGGAUCAAAAAUGCCUACCGUACAGAGUAUCUAAUCAGCUAUUUUCUAUAACUGUCUGUAGUUGAGGACAAACGAGUUGAAACUUGACCUGUAAAUACCAGAAGUAACUGUACAGUGUUUAAUUAUUGUUUACAGAAAGUUACGUAGCUAUUUACUUAUUUUUUUCUUCUUUUUUGCCAAUCUGUUUCCAUAGUUUUGAUUAAUACAAGUAUAUGUACCUGUAGUUGCUAUGGACCUGUUUACCUUGUAAGCCAUAUAAUUUCAGUGUUGCCAGAGUUAGACUGAUCAAUGCACUCAAGCCCAGUCUGAUGUCAGUACAGAGAGUCGAGGUUAAAGCACGUAAAGCAGUGCAUAUUUUUGCCAAGACCUUUAAUCGCUCGUCACCUGUUUUAGCUGGAGACUGAUGCAUUUUAAACAAAUGAAAAUAUUAUUUUGCUCCGAUAUUUUUUGUGCAAUUUCAUUUCAUCUAUUUUGUAUCCCCUCAUAAUAUGGGAAUCACAUGGACUAACCAUACACCAUGUGUUGAGCAAAUUUCCUUUUUGUUAAGACACUGCUGCAAUGCAUUGUGUUAUUAGUGCCUCUGGAUUAGCUUAAGUAUGGGUUGAACUAUAAAGCUCUUGUAAAAAAGAAGAUGUGACUUUCCUCUGAGCAUUGUCCCUGUUACAUAAUCUGUUUUACUACAGAGAUCCAAUGGCUCCCUUUGGAGAAAGAAAAUAAAUUGGUCUUUUUUAUUUUUA